AUGUCGCGCUCCUUCUAUGUCGACUCGCUCAUCAUCAAGGACUCCUCGCGGCCCGCGCCCUCGCUGCCUGAGCCGCACCCCGGGCCCGAUUUCUUCAUCCCGCUGGGCAUGCCGUCCCCGCUGGUGAUGUCGGUGUCUGGGCCCGCCUGCCCGUCCCGCAAGAGUGGCGCGUUCUGCGUUUGCCCACUCUGCGUCACUUCGCACCUGCACUCCUCUCGCGGGCCCGCCGGCUCCGGCGGCGGGGGUGCAGGCACCGGGAGUGCUGGGGCCGGGGGUAGUGGGGCGCCGGGGGGCGCCGGGGCCCUGCCCCUCCUCAAGGGUCAGUUCUCUUCGGGUCCCGGGGACGCGCAGUUCUGCCCACGCGUGAGCCACUCGCACCAUCAUCACCACCCGCCGCAGCACCACCAUCACCACCAUCAGCCCCAGCAGCCGGGCUCUGCCGCUGCGGCGGCGGCUGCGGCAGCCGCGGCGGCGGCCGCGGCGGCCUUGGGACACCCUCAGCACCACGCACCUGUCUGCGCUGCCACCACCUACAACGUGGGGGACCCGCGGAGAUUCCACUGCCUCACCAUGGGGGGCUCGGACGCCAGCCAGGUACCCAAUGGCAAGAGGGUGAGGACGGCGUUCACCAGCACGCAGCUCCUGGAGCUGGAGCGGGAAUUCUCUUCCAACAUGUACCUGUCUCGGCUCCGGAGGAUCGAGAUCGCGACAUACCUGAACCUGUCAGAGAAGCAGGUGAAAAUCUGGUUUCAGAACCGCCGGGUGAAGCAUAAGAAAGAAGGGAAGGGCACACAGAGGAACAGUCACGCGGGCUGCAAGUGUGUCGGCAGCCAGGCGCACUAUGCGCGCUCCGAGGAUGAGGACUCCUUGUCGCCGGCCUCGGCCAACGAUGACAAGGAGAUUUCUCCCUUAUGA
Callorhinus ursinus (northern fur seal) is the source of this 915-nucleotide messenger RNA. RefSeq names its product GS homeobox 2 (gene GSX2). Gene Ontology annotation, molecular function: DNA-binding transcription factor activity, RNA polymerase II-specific; sequence-specific double-stranded DNA binding. Lineage: Eukaryota; Metazoa; Chordata; Mammalia; Carnivora; Otariidae. The record is from RefSeq and is a predicted model, not a curated record. Gene Ontology annotation, biological process: regulation of DNA-templated transcription. Gene Ontology annotation, cellular component: nucleus.